This is a messenger RNA of Acomys russatus (golden spiny mouse), 1752 nucleotides long. RefSeq names its product leucine rich repeat containing 27 (gene Lrrc27). Gene Ontology annotation, molecular function: protein binding. The record is from RefSeq and is a predicted model, not a curated record. The transcript has 7 exons. NCBI's taxonomy places the organism in Eukaryota, Metazoa, Chordata, Mammalia, Rodentia, Muridae.
AGCAAGUCAAGCCCCUGCUGUUGUGCCCUAGCUAUUCUGUCCCCCUACCAUGUGACUUCUGGUUGCUAGGACACUCCCACCCCUCCUUCCUGCCUCCAGGUGACUCCAUAUAUAGAAGAAUGAGAGGUGGCCACUGGAGGGCUUCAGAUGGAGGACACCAGCACCUAUGCAAUGGCCGAGGAGGCUGCCAGUGACCCCAAGGAUGCUGCUAGUGACCCCAAGGAUGCUGCCAGUGACCCCAAGAAUGCUGCCAGUGACCCCAAGGAUGCUGCCGCCGCCGCCAGGGAUAUACCUGCUUCCUUUUCCAGAAAUGAUGAUGAAACAGAUUUUGAGGGUUUCAUCUUUUCUUCCUCGCCAAUUUUAGACUUGAGUCAAAGAGGUCUGUGCUAUUUGGGAGAGUUCUUUAAAAUUCCCAACCUUCAACAAUUGCACCUGCAGAGAAAUUCGCUCAUCGAGAUUCCGUGGGAUUUCUUCCAGUUGUUGCCCAACCUGACAUGGCUGGACCUCCGUUACAACAAGAUCAGGGCUCUUCCCUCUGGGAUUGGCUCUCACAAACAUUUGAAAACUUUGCUUUUAGAAAGAAAUCCUAUCAAAAUGUUGCCUGUUGAGCUAGGGCAGGUCACCACACUGAAGGCAUUGAACCUGAGACACUGCCCUCUGGAAUUCCCGCCUCACCUGAUUGUGCAGAAAGGCUUGGUAGCCAUCCUCACCUUCCUGCGCAUCUGCUCGGUGGAGACUGCCUUCCCCGGAGACGAGUCGCCUCAGGAAGUCUCAGCGCUUAAGAUGGGCCUCAAUGACCUCCCAUACCCCAUCCUUGGUCAGCCCUAUAAAGGCGUUUCCAAUGAGAAAGGCCUUACUGGCCCAGGCGGCAAGGCGGCUGUGGCUAAGGAGAAGGCCGACUUCUUCCCACCUAUGGAGAAGCUAACCCUAAGCGAGCUCCGCAAACCCAGUGCCUCCUCUGAGAACUGGCCCAGUGAGGAGGAGAUCAAGCGCUUCUGGAAGCUGAGGCAGGAAAUUGUGGAGAAUGAGAAGGCGGAAGUUCAGGAGAAGAAGCUCUUGGCUAUUGAGCUGCCUCCAAACCUCAGAGCGGCACUAAACGCCAAGGAGAAAAGGAAGCAGAAACCGGGGUCCUUACCUCCCUUCAAUGUACCAAAACACAGUUCCUACAAAAAGGCUAGCUGAGAGUCACACAGCCGCUCUCCAGGAACUCCAAGAGAAGGAGACACUGCUGGAGCAGCGGAGGAGCUCCACUGACAACCCAGCUGCAGCUAACCAGUAUGGACCACGCCCACAGUACCACACGACCCCAGUAUUCAUGGUUGGGUUUGGCCAGUGGGGGAUCCCAGUAGACAUGUACAAGCUGGUGAAAACAAGGAUUGGCUCUCGAUGUCCCUAUCCUCUGUGAACUUCCUAGUCACACCCCACACACUGCCUUUGACUUCCUCCUCUCUCCCACUUAGUUUUACUGUCCCUCCCCUGCCCCCUUCCUGUCCUGUCAGGAUCUGGCCACAUCAGGCUCAGGUCCCUGAAGCUGCCCACUCCUCCCCCUCUGAAGCCUGGCUAUAAAUAAACCUCCUGAGGCCACAACCAGGAAGUCUGCCUCUGUUUGUCUGGGAACUGACGGGGACAGACUGCUCACAAGCAGCAUCUGUGGUGGCCCAUGGCUGGCAUCUCUGCGGAAGUGCACCCUGCAUCCAGGGGGUGUCUCAGUUAGAAUCUGUCUAACCCUGUCUCUGCUCAAAAGAAGCCCAU